AUGAGCGGCCCUGAGCCAUCAGCCGAGGAGCCCAGUGUGCCCACCUGGCCAGCGCAGCCCACCUACAGCAACUUGGGUGAGAUCCGUGCCCACCUGCAGCCCUCCAAGGCCGGCCGCCCCCGGACGUCUGGGUCCUUCUCGGCUGACCCACAGCCCCCACCCCUGCCCAAGAAGACGCUGACGAGAACCCAGUCCCUGCCCACCCACAGGCCCUCCGUUCCCAGCCCCACUCAUGCCAGGCCGCUUCGGAGGCCCCUCCUGACAUCACACAGCGUGGACAAGAGCCAGGAGGCCAGCGUCGAGGCCAGACCCGCUGCCACAGAGCUGACCUUCAGGACGGCGGACGCUGAGCUGGGCCACCUCUUCCACGACCUGCACAGCCCGGAGGCCGUGCACGCCUCACUCGCCGCCCGGCAGCUGGCCACCCUCGGCACUGUCCAUGCGCGGCUGCACGCCCGGCUCACGGGGGGCCGCCCUGGGCCCUGCCGCCCUGGCCACAGCUUCCGCCUCCUGGACAGCUCUCCCUACGUGGACAGCGGGGACGCCCUCUACUAUCGCGUGGUGCGGGUGGACGAGGACGCCUGGCACAUCCUGGCCGCCAAGGUGCCCAAGCCAGAAGCCGAGGCCCCCAGCGCGUGGGGCUUGGAGCUGCAGGCCUCGCUGCCCCCGCACUUCAAUCUCCAGGGCCUGUGUGGCUUGGUGCCCGAGCGCGCCCUGCCCGCAGCGCCCUGGUGGAGCCCCGUGACGCUGGUGGCUGAGGUCCCCGAGCGCACAGUGGCCCAGUGGUUGGCGGAGGCCGGCGCGCGGCAGUCCCCCGACUUCGCCCGGACCGCGGCCCUGCUCCUGGUGCAGCUGAGCGCGGCCCUGGAGCUCCUGGAGGCGCGCGGCGCGGCGCUGGCCCAGCUGCGGCCCGAGAACCUGCUGCUGGCGAUGCCGCGGGGCUGCGUGGCCACCGGGCUGCCGCGCCUGCUGCUCGCGGACUUCUGGCUGCGGGUGCGCCGCGCGCUGCUGACGCUGCACCUGGCGGAGCGGGCGGCGGGCGGCGAGGCGCCGGGCCUGGAGGACUGGCUGUGCUGUGAGUACCUGGCCGAGGCCUCGGAGAGCGCCCUGGCCGGCGCCCUGACGUUGCUGUGGAACUGA
Messenger RNA from Elephantulus edwardii (Cape elephant shrew), 1140 nucleotides. RefSeq names its product chromosome unknown open reading frame, human C19orf35 (gene PEAK3). The transcript has 4 exons. Gene Ontology annotation, cellular component: focal adhesion; actin cytoskeleton. Gene Ontology annotation, biological process: protein phosphorylation. Lineage: Eukaryota; Metazoa; Chordata; Mammalia; Macroscelidea; Macroscelididae. The record is from RefSeq and is a predicted model, not a curated record. The coding region runs from base 1 to 1140 and encodes 379 amino acids. Gene Ontology annotation, molecular function: protein kinase activity.